GCUCACAUUAAGUUUCCUAUUGAUUAUCCAUAUUCACCACCUACCUUCAGAUUCCUGACCAAAAUGUGGCACCCCAACAUUUACGAGAAUGGAGAUGUAUGUAUUUCAAUUCUUCACCCACCUGUAGAUGACCCACAAAGUGGAGAGCUGCCAUCUGAGAGGUGGAACCCUACCCAAAAUGUCAGGACUAUCUUACUGAGUGUAAUCUCUUUGCUUAAUGAGCCCAACACAUUCUCUCCUGCCAAUGUGGAUGCGUCUGUCAUGUUCAGGAAAUGGAGGGACACCCUGCUCACGUCGUGGUGUCCUUCUUCCCGCAGGAAACAGGUUUUGGCUACCAAAGCCGAGGCAGAGAAGGAUGGCGUGAAGGUCCCCACUACGCUGGCAGAGUACUGCAUCAAAACUAAAGUGCCUUCCAAUGACAACAGUUCAGAUUUGCUUUACGACGACUUGUACGACGAUGACAUUGAUGACGAGGACGAGGAGGAGGAGGAUGCCGACUGUUAUGAUGAUGAUGAUUCUGGCAAUGAGGAGUCGUGACCUGCUCCCUCUAUGCCCCUGUACUGCCCUGCCGACUCAGGCCAGAAGGGAGCAGCGGUAACCUAGCAGCAGUCCAGCAAAAAAGAGUAGGGGGGGGAUUAAAAAAGACUUUUUGUCUCCUGCUGUCUCCUGUUGUACGGAUCUGUUUGCUCCUUUUUUAUGGACCUCUUAGAGACCCUCCACAGAAUGUCUGAAUUCUUGCAUUCUUAACCCUUUCAUCACUGUAUUAUGAUUUCUUUUUAAAAAAGAAACUCCCCUUUUCACUUCUCUACAAAACGCUCACAGCGAAACAGGUUUGCUCGCGUUUAGAUUCUUGAAUUAAAUACAGUCUUGCAUUGAGAUGUUUAAUGUA
This is a messenger RNA of Tauraco erythrolophus (red-crested turaco), 889 nucleotides long. The record is from RefSeq and is a predicted model, not a curated record. Lineage: Eukaryota; Metazoa; Chordata; Aves; Musophagiformes; Musophagidae.